AUGGAAUUUACACUUAAUGUACAAGAAGUUUAAAUAACAUUGAUACAUAGAGCUUCUGAUACUAAAAAUUCAGAACAACUUUAUUAAUUUAUUGCUAUUAGUAGAAUUGAUAUUGUAAAAGGUGAUAUUACUGCAAAAUUUUAUGAAGAUAGAUUUUUAGUAUAAGGAGAAUUAGGUGAUAUUCAGAUAAUGGACCUAACAGGAUAUCCUGAUUCAGAAUUAAUAUAUAAUUAGUUUUUCAACAUUAAUGGAUUUAAAAUAUUCGGAUAGGAUGAUACAUAAUAAGGAAAUAGUAUUUUAAAAUUAGAUUUUUUAAGUUAUUAUUCUAAUACAUAAAGUAAGAUUUAAAACUUUAUAUAUAAUAAAUGUCAUGUUGAGAUACGUAAAAUAAUACUUAUUUAUUUCUAAAAACCUAUUUUGAGGUUAGUAAACUAUAUAAACGAAUAACUUUUGGCUGUUUUUGCGAAUAACUAUAAUAAUUAAGAUGAGAAAAAUGAAGAUAAUGAAAAUAUUAAACAUAAUUAGUAUGAAAUUUUAAAAUAAUUAUUUAGUCCUAAGCUAACUUAAUAUGUUUUAGAAAUCGAUAAACCUACUAUUAUUCUUAAAUAAUAACCAAAAUCUUAAGAUUUCAUUAAGUUAGAUUUAGGUCCUAUUUGUAUUAGAAAUUGUACAGAUAAAAAGGUAUCUGAUGAGUUAAAAAAUUAUAGGAAAAUAAAUUUUAUUUGGGAUGAAGAAAUCGAAAUUAAAUGUGGGUAAAUGGCUAUUUUUAUGAAAUCGAAUAAUAAAAUUAAUUAAGUUUCAGAAAAUAUUGACUUUACACUUUAAAUUAAUAGUUAACCUUUUUUUAAAUAAUAUUAAUUAUUGCUUAAAAACAAAAUAGAUCUAACUAAUUAUAUAAAUAUUAUUGGCGAAGCACACAAGAUAUAAUUAAAAUUAUUCAAAUAUUAAUAUGCUUUGAUAAUGAUGGUUUUAAAACAAAAUAUUUAAUUUGAAGAUGGAAAUGAUAAAGAUUUUAUUUUUAAUUAUAAUUAAAAAUCUAAAAGUGAACCAGAACCGAAAAAAAAGGAAAUACAAAUAAAUUUUGAUGAAAUAUCUCUUUCAAUAUUAGACUAAUAAUCUCAAUAUUUAUAACCAGGUUUCUAAUUUCAAAAUUAUGAUAGAGUAUAUGUAAAACUAAGUAUAGAAGAGGCAAAAUUUAUAUAUAGUUAAUAUAACAACCAUUUUUUUGAAAUCGAAAUAUAUGGAAAGUAAUUAGUUGGUUAUUAUUUUUUAUAUGCUUUUAGUAAAUUUUUAAACUAAGAAGUUUUAGAAGAUUAGAAAUAUGGAUUUUUAGGAAAAAUAGGCUUGUAGUAAAAAAAAGUGAAUAUCUCUUAAAAUUAAUUUCUAAAAUAAAAAAAUUCUUUAAUAAAUUAAGUAAAUGAUUUGGAGACUUAUAAAAAAAAUGCACAGGCUUCUAUUCUUAUAAAAAUAUUUUAAGAUGGAGAUAUUGAUAUGAAAUUGGAGUUAUCUAAUUCGAAACUUUUUAUUAAUAAUUAUGUUAUCUUUACAAUUCUUAAUUUUCUUAAGUUAGAGCCAAUUAGUAAAAUUAAUACUUUGAAAAAUGUAGAUGAAAAAUAUAAAAGUGAAAAAUAAAGCAAUUUUAAACUAGAAUUAUAAAUGAAAAGUAUUCUUAUUGGUCUAUAAUCAAGUCCAGAAGCUAAACAUGUUAUUGCAUUGUAAGGAAAAGUAACUAUUAAAUAUGAACUAAGUAUGAAUUCUAAUUAUCAUACUGAUUAUCACCAAACUAAAGAAUUUAAUAAAGAAAUUUAAAAAUAAAGAAUUUAAUAGUCAAUUAAAAAUUAAAAAUUUUUUAAUGAAAAAUAAAAAUAAUAAGUGCAAACUAUAAGAAUAGACGCAGAAUCUAUAUAGUUAUAUAAUUGUUUACUUUCAGAUAUUUAGUCUUUAAAUUAAAAUGACCAAAAAUUUAAAAAAAGAAAUAUCAUGGCACCAUUUGAUUUAAAUAUUAUUUAAUAAUAAUUUAUAUGUGAAUGUUAUUAAUAAUAGUCUCAAAUUAAUAAAAUUGAUUGUAAAUUUGGAAAAAUAAGGUGUACUUUAACUUAUUAACCUUGA
This is a messenger RNA of Ichthyophthirius multifiliis, 2109 nucleotides long. RefSeq names its product PH domain protein. NCBI's taxonomy places the organism in Eukaryota, Ciliophora, Oligohymenophorea, Hymenostomatida. The transcript has 6 exons. The record is from RefSeq and is a predicted model, not a curated record.